CCUAAAAUUGGUUUUUGGGGUUGGGAACGGCUCGCAGCAGCUGAGGUUUAAUGACUAAUUAGUUGACGGCUGUCCUGCUUGUUUCUGCACCUGCUGAAUGAAGAUUCACGUGACCAAAGUGUUUUUAUGUAAUCCACAUCCUCUCCCUGCCGUUGCCUCACCCCCUCGCUAAAUUUGGAGCCGCGGCUCUGGAUGUGUUAUGAUGUAAAAAUAGCGGAGGAGGGAAGCCGGCUGAGUGAGGGCAGUUAAUCAGAACAGCCGGAGAGGAACCGGGUCAAACCGAAAACAGCAGAAUAAGAGCUGAAGCACAGACGUCCACGAGCCGCUUCAGACACACGAUUCAAAAAGAGACUAAAGCCCGCAGGAAACUCCAUGUUGUCCAAAAAGGAAGAGAAGCGAUCGUUUGGUAAUGGAGCUCUGAGAGACCAGUGGGAGAAACGAGCCCAGAACCAGGCAGACCAGUACAAACAGGAAGUCCAGUGGAAGGAGAAGAGCUCCCUGAAAGUACUUUUCUCCAAGUGGAACUACCACUGGUCGCUGGUCAACGGAGACCAGAAUAAAAAUGAAGUCUCCGAAUUCUCAAGAGUCACAAGCAGAACAGACCAAGAAGACCAAAAGCCUAAAAUCCGAUUUAAAAUCGUUCCUCCACCUCCUCAAACUAAACCCGAGCCUCCUCCUCCAGCCCCUACUCCUCCCAGGAGGUCGGCUGCUCCCAAAACCCACAGACCCAAGCGUAAGGUGGAGGUGGAUGUGUUUGGGUUGUGCUGGAGGGAGUCCUGGAUGAGCCUGAAACCUCCAAAGUACCUUUACCUAAAGGCCAAAGAGUCUGAAACCAGAAGCCAGUGGCUGACCGGCAUCCAGCUGACCAACAGCAGGAAGUACAAAACUCCUCCGAGAGGAUCCGACGCCGAAUCCGUCAGUCCCUGUUGUAAAUGGAGUCAGUCCUGGACACAGGUGAAAAUUCCGGCUCAGCUGAUCUCUUCCGAGGAAAAUCUGUUUGAGUGGGAGAUCCUGUUUGAUAGGAACUUGGUCAGUAAAGUGGAAAUCGGAAAGUAUUCUCUUCCUGCUUGGGCUGGAACUUGGAAGAUCAUGAACUUUCCCUUCAGACAGCAGAAGAAGAGCUGGGACUGUGGUUGGUGGAACUACCAAGAUAAUCCCAGAGACAAGCUGGAAAAAUUCUGCCAGAUCCAACAACAAGCGGAGCAGGAGGAACCUUCAGGCUGGGAGGAGUCAUGGAAGCUUGCUGAAAACGACUCAGACGGCAACGACUCAUCCUGCAUCUAUGUGAAAUUCCCGAUGAGGAUAAAUGACGUGUUUGUUCCUGGAUGGAGUCAAUCCUGCCUAAUCUCUGCCGCUCCUCCUGAGGAGAACGAGGACCGCCGGAGGAGUUGGAGCUCCUGCUGGGGAUACAGGCAGCAGAUCAGGUGGCGUCAAGCAUCCAUCGUGUCUCGUCAUCAGCACAGCGCCGCGCUGAGCUGGAAACGGAAAACCAUGAACCUCCUCCUCAUGUCAGAGCUGGAGAAGGAAAUAAAGGAUGAGUGGACGGAGGCUUGGAAAUCUCCCAAAGGAUGGGCUAGACCAGAGGAGGAGGAGCAGGAAGAGGAGGAGGAAGAGGAGGAGGAGGAGACGACAAUGGAUGAAACUGAGAAAGAGAGAGGUGAAGUGGACAAUAAAGGCAUAGACAUUGAGAAGGGUAAAGUGGUGGAGGAGGAGGAGGAGGAGAAAGAUGAAGAAGUGGAGGAGGAAGAGGAAGAAGAGAAAGAUGAAGAAGUGGAGGAGGAAGAGGAAGAAGAGAAAGAUGAAGAUGUGGAGGAGGAAGGGGAAGAAGAGAAAGAUGUAGAAGUGGAGGAGGAGGAGGAGAAAGAUGAAGAAGUGGAGGAGGAAGAGGAAGAAGAGAAAGAUGAAGAAGUGGAGGAGGAAGGGGAAGAAGAGAAAGAUGUAGAAGUGGAGGAGGAGGAGGAGGAGAAAGAUGAAGUGGAGGAGGAAGAGGAAGAAGAGAAAGAUGUAGAAGUGGAGGAGGAGGAGGAGGAGAAAGAUGAAGUGGAGGAGGAAGAGGAAGAAGAGAAAGAUGAAUAUGUGGAAGAGGAGGAAGAGAAGAGAGAUGAAGUGGAGGAAGAGGAGGGGGAAGAGAAGGAGGAAGAAGUGAAUGAGAAAAAGGAGGGAAAAGCUGUAAAUCGACAUGAAGAAGAAAAGGGGGAGAAAGGCGAUGAAAUAUCCAAACACUUCCAAAAGAAGGCUGAGGAAGAUGAGGAAGAAUAUGAUGAUGAGGAGGAGGAGGAUGAAAGAGCUGAGAAGGAGGAAAAUGAUGAAGACAUAAACAAGACAGGUGAGAAACUAAACAAUGAAAAAGUUGUGAAUAAGAAAGAGGAGGAGGAGAAAUGCAGGGAGGAAGAGGAGGAUGAGGAGAAGGAUGAUGCACAAGUGAAGAGGAACAACAGUGUGGGUCAGGAGGAGGAAGAUGCUUUGGAAGAGCCGGACAGAAACAGAGGAGAUGAAUAUGAGGAAAACAAAUCCGACAACAGAAAGAGAGAAGAAGAAAAUGAGGAGGAAGAAGAGGAGAAAUAUCUAGAAGCAAAAGUAAAUGACAGCAUGAGCCUUGAAUUCAAAAAGGAGGAGGAAGAGGAGGAUGAAGAGGAGUUCUGGGACUUGGAUGAAGAUGAGAGGAGUGAAAGGAAGAGAAAAGAGGAGGAUGAAGAGCUGCUGAAUGAAUCCGAUGAAGAGGAUAAAACGAGAGAUCAGGAGGAAGAUAACCAAGAAAAAGAUGAUGACGAAGAGGAGGGUGAAGCAGAAAAGACAGAUAAAGGACAGAAAAAAUUAAACGAUGAUGAAGAUCAAACAGAGGAAGAGGAUAGAGAAAUGAAUAAAAACCUGGUGGAAGAUGACGAGGAUGAGAAAGAAAAUAAAGAUCAAGAGAAGAAUGAAAAGGAUGAAGAAGAUGAAGAGGUAUAUGAUGAAGAAUGGAAGGAAAAUCAGGAGGAGAACCUUGGAGAACAAAAGAACGCAGAUGAGAAUGAAACCGAAGAGCAAGAAACCAGUCAAGAUCACGAAGAAGAUGUGGAGGCUGAAGAUGAAGACGAGGAAGAUCAAGGUGAAAAUGAAGACCAUGAUGUCCACCACGAGGAGGCAGAGGAAGAAGGAAAUGUCAGUGGAGAAAAAGAGGAUGAGGGUGAAGCAGAGGAAGAUGGAGACACCGAGGAGAAAGAGGAGAAAACAUCUGAUAAGCAGGAUGAAGAGGUUUGGAAAGGGGAGACUUCGUCUACAGAGAAAACCACCGAAGAAGAAAAAACAACAAAGAAGAAAAGACUCCGGCGUAAACCUGCUGCUCCUCUGCAUUUGCAGUUCCACAAACUCAACACUUCCUUCUCCUCCUGGAAGAGGUCGUGGAUGGUGGCGGUCGCCCACAAAGGAGGAGACGAAGGUGAGGAGCAGGAGGAGGAGGAAGGGGGGGACCUGGAACUCCGGGCCUGGAAGGAUUCCUGGAGGAUUUGUCGUUGGAAGAAGCCGAGUGAUGAGGAGGUGAUUUGUUUCUCCAUGGAGCACCGGAGUCGGAAAUCCAUGGAUCCGAAGGAGUUGGUGUUGGGGGAAGAGUGGGACCUGAGCUGGAGAAUGACCUCAGCAAAACGGGAGGAGGAGGAGGAGGAGGAGGAGGAGGAGGAGGACAGCGGAAAUUUUCUCUGACAUAAGGACACUUUGAAAACUGCUGAGGAAGCCGGAGCUACCGGUGUACCUCUGAGGUCAGAGGUCAGAUCAGCUGAUUGACCUCAGUGUACCUUUAAGUCUAAACUGAUUUUCUAUUGGUUGCUGAGUUUAGAGCAACUUUCUUCUUUUCACAGCAUCAACAUGAGAUUUUAUUAUUUUAUUUUCAAAAUUCACUUCAUCUUAAAAUUGUAUUUGAAUUUUUACUUUUUAACCCUCCCACUGUCCUAAUGGGUGUGACCCCGCCAGGAAAG
This is a messenger RNA of Nothobranchius furzeri (turquoise killifish), 3950 nucleotides long. Its product is annotated as golgin subfamily A member 6-like protein 25. Gene Ontology annotation, biological process: deadenylation-independent decapping of nuclear-transcribed mRNA. NCBI's taxonomy places the organism in Eukaryota, Metazoa, Chordata, Actinopteri, Cyprinodontiformes, Nothobranchiidae. The record is from RefSeq and is a predicted model, not a curated record. Gene Ontology annotation, cellular component: P-body.